CUGAAGAUGGCUAAUUACACGUCAGCCCCGGAGGAUGACUAUGACGUCCUCAUAGAGGAUGACCUGAAUAGCAGCGAAAUAGAACCAUGCAACCCCUAUGACCCCAAGAUCCUGGCGGCCCGGGUGGUACCCCAGCUCUCCACCACCGUGUUCCUGGCUGGUCUCCUGGGCAGUUUCUUGGUUGUGCUUAUCCUGGUGAAACAUAAAGGACUCAAGCACACGGAAGAUAUCUAUCUCCUGAACUUGGCAGUUUCGAAUUUGUGUUUCUUGCUGGCCCUGCCAUUCUGGGCCUACACUGCGACACACGGGGGGGUUCUCGACAACCCCUUCUGUAAAAUUCUAGUGGUCCUGUACUCCAUAGGCCUAUACAGCGAGGCAUUUUUCAAUGUCCUCCUGACAGUGCACAGGUACCUGGUGUUUUUCCCUGUGAGCCUCCCCUCAACCACCAGGACAGCACGCUGGGGCAUGAUCUCAAGUGUUCUGGCAUGGGUCCUAGCCACUCUGGUCAUUUUGCCCGAAUCUGUGUUUUAUAAAGCUCAGAUGGAAAGCCAGACAUACAAGUGCUUCUUGAGACUACCUCACUUCCUGCUGGCGGAGGAGACAUCCUGGAAGCGUUUUCUGACCUUAAAGAUGAACAUUUUGGGACUUCUUUUUCCACUGUGCGUUUUUGUCUUUUGCUACACGCGAAUGAGAAAAAUACGAAGGUCUGGGGAGAGGAGGUCUGGCCUUUCUAAGCUGGUUUUUGCCAUAAUGGCUGUUUUCCUUCUGAUGUGGGCACCUUACAACAUUGCACUUUUCCUGUCCACUUUCAAAGAAUCUUUCUCCCUGCACGACUGCAAGAACAACUACAACCUGGACAGGAGCGUUCAGAUCCUGAGAAUUGUCGCAGCCACCCACUGCUGCAUCAACCCCCUCCUCCACGCGUUCCUUGACCCCACAUUCAGAAGACACCUUGGCCGCCUUUGCUGUGUGCACGAUGGCUGUCUGCUUCAGUCCAGAGAGGAAUCUACACGAGAUGCCGCCAGGGAAGAACUUGACCAUUCCACCAAAGUGUAA
Molecule: messenger RNA, 1056 nt
Organism: Odobenus rosmarus divergens (Pacific walrus)
Lineage: Eukaryota; Metazoa; Chordata; Mammalia; Carnivora; Odobenidae
Gene: CCRL2
Product: chemokine C-C motif receptor-like 2-like
Exons: 1
Coding region: 7-1056 (349 amino acids)
Biological process (GO): immune response; G protein-coupled receptor signaling pathway; inflammatory response
Cellular component (GO): cytoplasm; membrane
Molecular function (GO): chemokine receptor activity
Source: RefSeq, a predicted model, not a curated record